CGCAGGACCUUCCGUUACGUGCGAAUGAAACAACAUCAGACUUCGACAAUAUCGAGAUCGUCGAUUUCGAUGCUUGGUUUCGGCGCGCGGCUGAAGCUUCGCCCGAGUUACGCCUUCUGUUGUCGCAGAAGGAGGCUCUAGCAUCGACGCGAGAGACGUUUGCAACCGCAAUCCAGAUCUUGCUGGAUUCCGAUGAAGCCAUCGCUCUGCGCCGCGCACAUAAUGUGAAGCAUCACAAUUUUACUGCCUUGGCGCUGCAACGUUGCCCACUUGCUGUACUAUUCUGGGCAGCCUUGGAGUAUGUGGCUUGCCAUUUCAUGCACUCACGCACGAUCAUGGAUGACUGUAGGGCACAGCGUGAAACCAUGGAGGAAGUGCUGGAGCAGGCUUUGCUGGACUCAGACAUGCGGCUCAAGUUCGGCUAUGAAGGCAUUGGCUUAGAGAAUCAGCGCCUCGCUGCUGAGCGCGCGACAGAGGCGUCAAUAAAAAGUGGUAAAUCAAUGCCCAUGCGUGAGGCGCAUGAAGAUUCGCUUAACGAGGAAGAAGGAAAGCAUGAUGAUGAAGAAGCCCACGUCGGGUGUACUAGGACUACGAUGGGCUUCGGAGCGGCGACAUGCAUAGUAAUUGCCGAAGACGAGAAGGAGAUGGCAUCUCUGGAGUUAGAUGACGGAACUUCGAAACGAUCUACACGAAUGUUGUACCAGAAUCUUUUUCAAGAGUCAAGGCGAGACAAGUUGUUAUCACGGACUGAGCUUUUUCCUGUUGAGAAAAACGAAAUUACGGUCCAACCAUUGAUGUACACGCGCUGGCCAGUGCUACAUCUCUUACUGCAAUCUGGCAUUUGGUCACAGCCAUACUUUGCGGACAUUUAUUUUGAUAGGGAUAUCAACUGCAUCAAUCCUCCACUUUACGACAAGAGAAAUCAUAGUACUAGAUCAUCCUCCGUAGCUGAUGAUGCAGAAUCAAAAGACCACGAUCAGUUGCGACCAAUUGUGUUCGAGCCCCUUGAGGAGGAUGAAGCAACUGCUGCCGAAAUACAUCCUACGACUCAUAGCCCCACAACGGGCGAGCCUUUAGUACAGACUGCGCGUCUGAUUUCCUUUCAUCCACGUGAGGACCCACAUUCGGGACUGCUGAGACGGCAAGCUGUCGCCGACGCAAUGGAGCGUGUUGCUGAAGACCCAGCUUCCGCAGACAUGAGCUCUGAGGACCUCAAGGAGGCUCAAAUCGACGCUUUUCUUGACAUUUUGAAAGGUGAACUAGAUAUGCGCGCGCUGUCACGAGAUGCGAAUCUCAUUGAAAACUUACAGAUGGUCCGUUACGCGCCUGAGCCGAUGACACGCUACGACCACUUCCGUAGAGGAUUCAACAACUACGAAUUACGUAGUUCCAUGCAUUUCAGUUGGCAAGAUCAAUGGGAUGCAUCUUCUAUGCGUUUCGUCUUCGGCAAGUGGAUGCAGUCAAAAGUUAUGACGAGGAGGAUAUGGAUAAGUACAACUACAAACUUGCUGUUUUUCAUUACCUUUACUUCAAGGAAAAGAGACGUCGACGCAGCUGACGAGAACACAAAGUAACAAUUAGAAGAACUUCUUUUUGCAACUCACAUCUUGUCUAAGAAGGAGCGAUAUGAGCGCGUUGGACAGGAGUGCCUCUGGGGAUACGUUGUCGCGAACCUGUUCAAGAACUUUUAAGGAGGGUAAAUCCAAUGUAAGCGAGACCUAGUAGUGAUUGCAUCUGCAAACACGUCCCUUUGAAGUGCUUCGGGGGGGGAGGUAGCUGCGUGUUCAUACAUAGAUAUGGAGCACAGGAAAGUAUGCCCGCUUCCGUUUUCUUCAUUUUUCCUUGUGCCUGCAGACGGAGACGAAGUGCAGCGAGAUGUUCUUUCCCGUCGUCGAGACGUCCUUGCAAGGCACAUUGCACGACGCGGUGAAUUUGAAGCGCGCGUUGAACACGGAAGGCUUUCCGCUGACGCCGGCGGCAGCAAACACGAACAGGCAGUUCUUGUGCACAUGGGAGUGCCUUUUCGCGUCGAUGUGGCCAGUAGGAAGUUUCUUGUGGCUCACGAGUUCUAUGACUCGGAAGCACGGUUUUGGGUUGGACUUUGGCGAGGAGUGGCUUUUCGGUCGAGCCGUGAAACUUGUGCUGCUAACAGGCGAAGAAGCGGGAGACUACGACGAAAUCUUGUCUUUGGGUUUAGAAGCAGAUCAGGACGGAGAGACCGCAGCCGCUACCGUGCAUGAGCAAGAGAGUGAGCAGCAGCAGUUGCGUCGAAAGUUCUUUGCUUCUCAAGGAGUGCCAGUGCUACGUGAUGAUGUUGAUACCAUCUACGUGACAAUGGUUUGGGGUGAAAAGUACAGCGUGGUUCUGCCAAAUUUCUGUGACCACACGCUUGACAUCUUGUCACGGAGUGAUUCAGGGCAAUCGUUGAGCGAUAGCAAAAAAAAAAAUCGAGCUGGUGGAACAACAGAGUUCCUCAUGUUCGCGCAUGACGAGGCGUCUCACCAAGCGUGUGUAGAUUGCGAGAAAUGCAAUCGGCCCUUGGAUACUACUGAGCCAGGCGUAGGAAACGAGGGUGAAUCAAAAGCAAAUCUUCCAGGCAGUCCAUCAAUAGUAUCGCGCAGAUGUAUACGCGGGUACUCCCAAGCGUUGGGUAAGUUUUCUCUCACGCUGGUGCUGCUGCAGUUGGGAUACCACGUCGCUUAUGUCGAUUUCGAUACGUAUUUGCUGAAGAACCCGACGAAUCUUCUCCAUUGGGCGACCUCUGCGCAAGGGUACGGACAAUUCCUCCCGACCACGCGAAAGAGACGGGACGAAGAUCUCGACAUUCUCGUUGGGGGUUCUGUCUUUGACGACUGCAUAAACAACGGUUUCUAUUUCAUCAAGAGUAACGUGAGGACACGUGAAUGGCUUGCCCGUUUGUUCAAGUAUCUGUAUGACCGUCCCUAUCUCGUGGACCAAAAGUGCUUUUCGGCCUUUUUAGGCCCCAAUCGCGCCUUCGAAAGAGUGCCAGAGGAAGUAGGAUUCGCAUUUUCAGAGAAUCCGGCACUUUUUCGUGGUCGCAUGGAUCUCAUUCGUUGGGCGCCGCUUGAUCCCUAUCGGUACUGGGGACAUUCCUUCUGGUUCGAUUCCAGCUUGACUGCACUCGGUUCGGACGAUACUUCAGUGACGUCGACAACGCGGAAUGAUGAAGAUGACACUACAACUGCUGACGGCCCUUCAUCUGUGACAGCGUCUCCGACUCUCUAUGCGUUCCAUUUUGAAAAGGCUGGUUGGUUGGACGAGGCUACCAAGAAGACCUUCGGCCUCAAUGACGAAGGCAAAAGGCACAGGCUACAAGGAGUCGGCGUUUCUGCAGGGUCGUCCACAUCUGUCUCUACUACAACGUCGGAACGACCAGAAGACUCGACGACCGCCUCUAGUUCUAGUGUUGCUGAUUGGACAACAUCAUCAGCAAAGCCCCCGGUCGUCGUGGAUGCUGACUUUCAGCUGUUCUUCAUCGACAAAGAGGAAGAGAAAAUAGGAGAAUUCUUAAAUUCCAAGCGCUUGCAUAGACUACCGGAGGAGAUGAAGAGUUGCGUGACUUUACCUGCAGACGAAGCGGAAAUACGAACCAUGAUCCGCAAAAAUCGUUACGGAAGUCGCAUCCCACCUUACUUUCCGGAGUACAUUCCGCACGAGCAUCAUGGCCAGUUGUAA
Messenger RNA from Amoebophrya sp. A25, 3696 nucleotides. The record is from the annotation of a GenBank genome assembly. Lineage: Eukaryota; Dinophyceae; Syndiniales; Amoebophryaceae.